GAGGUCCGAAACAUCCUUGCCGACAUUGGCCUGACCCCGCAAAACAGGGAGGAAAAGUUCGAGGUCACUGAGUGCAUCAAUGAGAUGACCCAGAAAAUAGGCUGCGAGGAGUUCACUUUCGAGCCUUUUCUGGAGCUGUUGAAGGAAGUGCGAGAGCGUGUCCGUCAGGUUCAGAACGAAAAAAGCUGGAGGCUCUUCCAUGAAGCAGACGUGAAAGGGAACGACAGCUUGGAGAUCGCCGACGUCAUGACGCUCCUGGAGACUAAGCUGGGCCUCUUCUUGCGUUCGGCCGAGGAGAGCAGUGAGGCCCUGAACGUCUUGACCCAAUGCGACUCGGAAGCGAAAGGCGCUCUGAAUCUGGAGGAAUUCCAACUCUUCGUCCAGAAGGUCAGGGCCAAGCUGCUGACACUUCGCCGAAGAGAGGAGGUUUCCGUCGCAAAGAAGUUCCAACUGGAGCCGGAGAUUGUCAGUGAAUUCCGCUCCAGCCUUCCCUUUCUUUGGAAGGUCUUCGAGCGCUACUCCUUCGGCAAACCUGACCAAGGCCUGCGUAAAGAGGACUUGCUGCCCUUCAUGGUGGACAUCGGCACAGCACCACCGAACACGGAGGAGAUGCAGUGCCUUCCGCUGUUGGACAUCAUCAAGGAGUUCGCAGGGCAGUAUACCAAAUUUCCAGAUGUGCUGGAGCUCGUGCAAAAGGCUCGCGUGGCGAUCAGAGCCAGCCUAGAGGAGGACCUGACUGCCAGCUUCCGGCACUACGACCGGGACGGCAGUGGUGAAUUAAGCUUCCAAGAGAUCUACGGCAUCCUGGAGGAAUUUGGAAUGCUGCCGCGGACGAAGGUUGAGCAGCACGAG
Molecule: messenger RNA, 852 nt
Organism: Symbiodinium necroappetens
Lineage: Eukaryota; Dinophyceae; Suessiales; Symbiodiniaceae
Source: the annotation of a GenBank genome assembly